Messenger RNA from Oryzias latipes (Japanese medaka), 3950 nucleotides. RefSeq names its product Scm polycomb group protein like 2 (gene scml2). Gene Ontology annotation, biological process: negative regulation of DNA-templated transcription. The record is from RefSeq and is a predicted model, not a curated record. Gene Ontology annotation, molecular function: histone binding; chromatin binding. Gene Ontology annotation, cellular component: nucleus. NCBI's taxonomy places the organism in Eukaryota, Metazoa, Chordata, Actinopteri, Beloniformes, Adrianichthyidae.
AGCCUCCAGUGGAAAAUAUGAAUUACAGCACUGUUGUGGACAUGCGCGGAGGUGCAGCGAAUAUGGCGGCUCGCAUCUGAUAUAAAGUGAGGGUCCUCUCAUCAAAGCAGCGCAGUCAGAGGCUCGUGUUUUUUAGGUUAGUUCUCGUCAGACUUCAUCUGCAGACGGGAGGUCAUCAUGGGUCGAACACCGCAGAGAGAUCAAAAAGAUGAGAAGAAGGAGAAACGCAGCAGCAUCACAGCAGGCUCGGCCCUCGACAAAUCAAACGAUCCGUUCAGCUGGGAGGACUAUCUGAAGGAAACCUCCUCCACUGCAGCGUCACCGUCCUGCUUUAAACAGGCCAGAGUCCCCCCCUCCAAUGACUUCAAAGCAGGCAUGAAGCUGGAGGCACGGGAUCCUCGCAACUCCAACUCAGUGUGCAUCGCCACGGUGAUGGGCAUGAUGGGCACGCGCUUACGGUUACGUCUGGAUGGCAGUGACAACACCAACGACUUUUGGCGGCUGGUUGACUCUUUAGACAUCCAACCGAUCGGAACCUGCGAGAGGAACGGGGACAUGCUGCAGCCACCGCUAGGUUUCCGGAUGAAUGCAUCCUCAUGGCCCAUGUUCCUCCUGCGUACACUUAGUGGUGCAGAGAUGGCCCCUGCUUCUGCUUUUAAGAAGGAACCACCCAGCCCCGCUAAAAACUACUUUCAGCCAGGCAUGAAACUGGAGGCGGUGGACAGAAAGAACCCUUAUCUGAUUUGUCCUGCCACAGUGGGAGAGGUCAGAGGUCAGGAGAUUUUUGUCAUGUUUGAUGGCUGGCGAGGCGCCUUUGACUACUGGUGUUCCUACGACUCCAGAGACAUCUUCCCCGUGGGCUGGUGUGCUCUGACCAAACACAGUUUACAGCCACCUGGAAAUUUCUUUACCCUCCCAGGCGCUCUCCUUUCCCCAGUUUCUACCACCUCGGCAACACGUCGCUCCUCUUACAGCUCCUCCUCCUCCAUGCAGACCUCAUACCGACUGCCCCAUCCCUUGCCGCCCCUACCGGUCCGCAAGGGUGUGCGAGGUCGCCGUCCUAAGUCCCAGACCAUAGCUUUGUUAAAGGCAGCAGCUGAGGCUGCAGCAGCAGCCGCAGUAAAUGGAGCAUCGCAGAGCCAAGUGAAGACCAGCUCUGAGACUCAGCUGGCCCCCAGACCACACAAGAAGAGAGGACCUAAGCCUAAGGGCAAGAAAAAGCCCUUGGUGGAACAAUCCCUGGGGGCAUCGCCAGAAACGACUCCACCUCCAGAAACGAGACUGAGUGCCAGCCACGUCUCAGUGGAAAACAGCCUAAGUAACAGCUCGAAUGUAGUUUGUACAGUGUGUGUCUAUGUUAACAAGCACGGUGACAAUGGGCCACAUCUCGACCGAAAACUAGUGCAGCAGCUGCCGGAUCACUUUGGUCCUGCUCCGGUGAAUGCAGUGCUUCAGCAGGCGGUCCAGGCCUGCGUGGACUGCACGUUCAAACCCUCUGUGCUGCUGCUCUUUCUACAGAGUCAGUCUCACACAGGAGGAGAGGUCAUCAGAGUUCGAUCGGAACAUGGCAUCCGUUAUGUGAAGCUACCCUCUGUCUCCAGUGCAUCUUCGGUCCUACGGUUUUUAGAGAACAUGUGCCAACAUCUGGACAGUGACAGUCUGUUCAGCUCUCAACCAUUUAGCCCCUACAGCAGCAACACACGCUUUUACAGCAGAACCAAAUCAGAACCAUCCUCUGUCACUGAGAAUGGCCUUUCUAAAGACAACUCUUCAAAGGAUGUGACUCCCAGCGCCCGCUCCCAUCACAACACACUGGACUACAGAGCUGCAAAAAGGGAACGGGCGUAUUACCCCGGGCAAACGCAGCCCCCACUUCGGCGAGUCAGCUCCAACCCCACUGAGAUCAGCCCAGUUAGUACAUACAGAAGAGUUGAGGCCAGCUCAACAACGGGUCCAGACCACAUGAAACAGGACAAAGUAGGUUUGGGCAACAACGCUACUUCAUGGACAGUUGAUGAUGUUAUCCGGUUCGUUCAGGAAGCUGAUCCUCAGACUCUUGGCCCGCACAUCGACCUGUUCAGAAAACAUGAGAUCGACGGCAAGGCCUUGAUGCUGCUGCGCAGUGAUGUCAUUAUGAAGUACAUGGGCCUAAAGCUAGGCCCGGCGCUUAAACUGUGCCAUCACAUCGAAAAACUAAAGCAGGCCAAAUAACUGCAGCGCUCUUUUCUUGCUGCCUAGCAAACACAACACCCAUCAUUCUGCAGGGAUGUGAAGCAGCAGAAAACCACUCUGGCCAAUGAUCUCAUGUCUCUGGUACUCUGGACUGUGAAAUAAUGAGGGGGGGCACUGUCCGUUUUGGGAGCAGUAAAUGCUGAAUUUUGGUAGAUCGGAAAGCUGGAUGGAACAAUAGAAAUCACAUAAACCUACACAGUACAAUUUCAUAGUUCAAGCAACAUAUCAGAAAUUAAUUUAUUAUAAGGAUUUCCUUUCUAUCCUAUAUUGAAAAGGCUACAAACUGCCAUAAACAGUUUCCUUUUUAUAAUGCAUGGACCAGAUACAAAGACAGGUGAGAGUAUAUGACGUUACCACGUCCACAACUACAGCUAUUAUUAGGUACCCAAUCCUGCGUAUACAUUUUUCAAAUGUUUUUGUCGUUUUGUUGUUUACAGCCUUUUGUAAAUUUUACACCUACACAUGCCUAAAGAAAAAGAAAAAACACUUUCAGUUUUCCCUUUACUGUUUUCAAAAACUGUUUGUUUGCCUGGUCUGCAUUUCAGGACGGACGCACAGCACUAAAGAUUGGGAACAUUAGUUCAGGUAUCGGCAGUGAAGGCCACACUGUGUCAUUUUAUUAAUGCAAUAAAAAGAUUUUUUUAAUGACCGCUUCAAUUUCAGGUAGUUUGGUUUUUGCAUUCUGAUGAGCAUGUGGUUACGAACAGGGCAAUGAGCGACAGGACUGUGUGAAUUGAAGAUGUUGGAAGGUUUCAUAUAAGUAAGUUUUGGAAAUGUUUGCUGAAAUCAAUCAUUAGACAUAUUUCUUAUUUCAGAAAUAUUGUCUUUGGAGAGUAGCUAUUUGAUUUUAUUGGUGUGUUUUAAUUGUGAGUCAGCGCUGGAGCUCGAUAAACCAGACAAAAUGCUUCCGAUAUUUUUUUUAUUGUUAGUUAUGGCGGUUUGCAUUGCAGAUAAUCCUUGUUUGUUGGUUUGUGUGCCUGACCAAUGCUUAGUUCAUGAUUGUAUUUUUUUUGACAGACACACUAUCUAACCUGCCCACACACUGACUGGAUACUUUCAAAUGUUCAUUUAAAAGCAACAUUCAUGACAGUCACAUUUAAGUGCUGUACAAAAAUGGCUCCUUUCUGAUUUAGAACACAAAGCUGACACGUUUUUGUAUAAAAUAAAGCUAACGCAUUGUUUUUAUAUUAAUUUUGUACUAUUAUAAAGUGUCUAGACCUGUAAUGGAGCGUGUCACAGUUUUUUCUUGAAGUCAUUUCAGUCAAGUUAUCCUACCUGAAGGAGGCUGCUGUUCUGUCUAAGGAGCGAAUCACGUGUCACAGUGUCGAUCUGUUUUAUUGACAGAAAUAACUAUUUUCUGAACAUUUCAGAAUCAUUAUUAAACAAACUCUUGUCUACUGUAGCUGCAUUUCACAUUGUUGCUUUCCUGUAGUGGUAACAAGUUGUUACUUGAAUCUCGUUUUGCUUUAAUAUGAAACUCAGGUUUUAGAGAGGCUUUAUUGUUUUUUUCUUUUUCUUUUAAGAACAUCUUUGCAUUUUGUGUUUAUUACUACAACAUAGGGGACUGCACGAUAACUAUGUACAUUUUGGAUGCCUUGUUAUCGAUGGCUAUGUAGCAUUUCAUGUGUAUCUAUACAACUUUUUACUGUAUGUUGGGUAAAUUUGUUUGUUAAAUAUGUUUGCUAUGCAUUCACACAAAUAAACCUUUGUUUUCAGGA